CAGAACCGUCUUCUUGCCGUCUCCGCUGGCCGACUGUUUUACUUCUCCACCAGCAGAGAAAUCAAUGCGAUGGAAGAGAUCUUGGAAGAUUGUCGAAUUUUUAAGGAGUCGAUUUCCAUAAUCAGCUCUGGCUUCUUAUAUUUUUCAGUUCGAGGGAUAGGAACGAGAUAAGUUCUCGCUACGAUUUCAUCUUUUUCCCUCUCUGGGGCUCGGGGCUCAGCUGACAGGUACAUUGUCCAGGGUCAGGAGCUCCGUUCAGGUUGUUGGAAAGGAAUGGAGGAGGAUCUUGAAGUGGUGACAGGACUCCACGGUGAAGUUCCUGAGUUGGGGUGGCGGGGAUUGUCGCCAAACAUAGUUGGAUUGAUUUCCAGAAUGGCUUCUGGAGCUGUAACGGGUUUUUUUGCCUUAGCUGGUGCUUUUGUGGGAGUACUUAGCGGUGCUUUAGCAGGGCGGGCUUCGGACACAGGCAUUAUUCGAGGUGCUGCACUUGGAGCAAUUGCCGGAGCUGUUCUUGCUAUCGAGGUUUUAGAAGCUUACCAUGCUUACUGGCGCUUGGAUCCGUCAAAUUUUGGGAGCACAUAUGAUGCGGGACGAUUCAGGUCAGAUUUUGUAGAAGAGCUCUUUUAUGAUAGAUUUUUACCACAUCAAUUUUCCUCUGCUAGGCUGAUGGCUUAUCAUCGGCAGCUCCGCGGUUUCUCCGGCGAAGUUGCUUCGAAGGGUUUAUCAGGAGAUCUGUUAAUAAAGCUUCCAUCCUAUGUGAUACCUCAUAAUAAAAGAGAUGGCCAUGAAGACAGCAUCUGCUGCACAAUUUGUUUGCAG
This is a messenger RNA of Phalaenopsis equestris, 819 nucleotides long. RefSeq names its product NEP1-interacting protein-like 2. Lineage: Eukaryota; Viridiplantae; Streptophyta; Magnoliopsida; Asparagales; Orchidaceae. The record is from RefSeq and is a predicted model, not a curated record.